This is a messenger RNA of Aspergillus eucalypticola CBS 122712, 1295 nucleotides long. RefSeq names its product acetyltransferase. NCBI's taxonomy places the organism in Eukaryota, Fungi, Ascomycota, Eurotiomycetes, Eurotiales, Aspergillaceae. The record is from RefSeq and is a predicted model, not a curated record. The transcript has a single exon. Bases 22 to 1149 code for a protein of 375 amino acids.
GUUCCUCUUUCUGAUGUCCCUAUGCUGAAGACCAAGCACUUUGACGGCGAUGCAGACUCUCAUUCUCACCCGAUCCAGUCCUAUCUGCCUCUGCCCACAUUUAUCCCAGCCUCCCAACAGCGUCCUGUUCUUCGCUUUCAGGCAAAUGUAUUUCAUAGCAGGAUCAUUGUGGCCAUGUCCUUCUGGCACAGCGUCUUUGAUGGUACCGGGGCCGGUGUGAUCCUGGAAGCAGUCGCCGAGUGCUGCAAGUCAACCAACGAAGAAAUCACAACCAGCCUCGCGCAGACUAUCGCGAAGACCCAUGAUGAUCUCCGGAAGGAAGUCGCAAAAUUUCCAUCUAAAUGUGUGAAGCGCCUCGACCACAGCAUUGAGUUGGGAACGCCUGUUUUUGAUCCCAACAUUUCCACUGAGCAAUGGAAUGCAAUGGAAUCUGCCUUGUCCUCUAUGGUCGAGACAAAGCGAUACACCUUCAGCUCCGAGAAAGUAGCCAAGGUGAAGGACAUUUGUACUCAACUCAUGCCUCAGUUGCAGUCCUCAAAGUGGAUCUCUAGCAACGAUGUUAUUACUGCAACACUGGCCAUCUGUGUCGACCGAGCCCUUCACCCGGAGCGAGCAGACAGAACCCAAAGCGCCGAUUUCCUGAUGGCCGUUGAUUUGCGAAGCCGAGUUGAUCCUCCGCUACCAGAGACCUACCUGGGGAACGCGAUCUUCCCUGUUCAUGAUGAUAUCUAUUCUGAAGAGAUGGCAGGCCAGACAGGAAAUGAUGCAGAUACCCUACAUCUAGCUCAGUUGGCACUGCGUAUCCGCAUGAAGCUUACAACCAUGGACAAGACUCUCAUGUAUAGCGCAUCAGCCGCCGUCGCCGACUAUGAAGAUUGGACCAAGGUUGAAGCAGGACCCGCGGGGAUCAUUGUAACCAGCUGGAGAGGUCUCAAGGUCUUUUCGCUAGAUUUUGGCGCUGGACUGGGCCACAUUGUAGACUUCGAGCCCGGGCUCACGCUUGUCCCUGGUGGGUGUAUCUUUCUGCCGUCACGGACGUCCUUGGAGAAAAGUGGGUCGUCUUCAAUGUGGGAAGUAUGCAUCACCCUGAAAGCUGGGGAUUCCCAAUUGCUUGAGAAGGAUCCACUGUUCAACCGGAUCUUGGCAUGAUAAUGGCUGGUGAAAUGUAGUAUAUGGCUAUCUGGACUGUACUACGUGACGGUGUUGACGGAAGUUCUCUUUGACUCUACUAGCAUUGUUCGCAUUGUCGCUAAGUUGAGGUUGCCAGGUACAAGGCACAUUAGACAGUGUUAGCA